CAGCGUGUACGCAAGGCGAAAGUAGGCUUUGUCUUGGUACCCAGGACAGGUUUAGAGAAAUUGUGAACACCCGAGAACCAACCAUAACGAUCUUGUGCGUCAUUCGGAACACUUUCUUCGGUACUUUGUGGUCAUCAUGAGAUUCUGGUUGCUAUCAACAUGUGUGCUGACGGUGGUGGCUUCCUCAUUCUCUCAACAACAACCUUAUAACCGAUAUGAUAAUUUCAAUGCGGAUUCAAUCAUCCAAAACGAAAGGAUACUAUUGGCAUACUACAAGUGUGUUAUGGAGAAGGGACCAUGUACUAAGGACGGAAAGAAUUUUAAACGAGUUCUACCUGAGACGAUCCAAACAGCCUGCGGAAGGUGUUCCCAAAAGCAGAAAGCGGUUGUGAGGAAAAUGCUUCUUGGUAUACGGUCGAAGAGUGAACUUCGUUUCACCGAGUUAUUAGAAAAGUACGACCCAACCGCGACAAACAGAGACGCUCUCUACAACUUCUUAGUGACGGGGAAUUAGAAGACAUAACAAUUGUGUAAACUUUACAUUAACAAUGAACAAUGGAUCUUAAGUUGAAGUCAUUGUCUGCAUCUUACAUACCUUAUGAUUCUCGCAUACCGUCUCUGAAUCUUAAAAAUUAAAAUCAAUGGCACUACAGCAUGAGGUCUAGGCUUCAGAUGACAUGAUCAUUUGUCUUAUCGAAUAGGCAAGUAGGUGAUCACACUUCUGUGCCUGACGCACGUUCGAGCAAAUCUUAAAUGCGCACAUAGAAAAAUUGGUGCACAGCCGGGGAUCGAACUUACGACCUCAGAGAUGAGAGUCACUCGGUGACGCCACUAGGCCAACACUGUUGUUUUCUUACCUUACGUGUUAAGUAUGAUGGAAGAAAAUUGAAAUUAACGUAGUUUUAAUACUAUUUAUUUUAAGUUAACAAGUACUGUCUUCCUAGCUACCUAUACUCUAUAUAGGGACGAUAAAGUGUGUGACGUUUUAGAGAUGUAUGUACAUACAUACAUACAUACAUAUAUUAUGGACAAGGGCAAACCGAUUAAAGCCUAGUAAGGUCGAUAGGAAUUUUAGUUUACUAUAUAUGGUCUAAUUAUUAAAACAACAGUAAUGCAUUUAAAUUGUCUAGUUUGUAUUUUUAUGCCAAAUGUAUGCUCUGUUUUGAUAUUGUUAUUGUAUACGUAAUCAUCGAAAUGAGUUAACCAAAAUUGUUAUCUUCAAAAUGUGAUAAAUAAUCAUUGUUGACCCUCCGAAGACGUUCAUUUACAGCUCAAACGACUUUAACUCCUGUAUCUAAGUUGUGGGUAGACACUUGUAAAAUCGGGAUAGUUAUCGCUACGGAAGAUAAAAAAAGAGUGUGUGUACUUAUGUACACGCGUUAGAAGUUAUACUUCUUUGGCGUAUGGAAAAAAAUAACUAAAAUGCUGCAGUCAUUAACGAUAAAU
Messenger RNA from Pieris rapae (cabbage white), 1446 nucleotides. RefSeq names its product ejaculatory bulb-specific protein 3-like (gene CSP14). The record is from RefSeq and is a predicted model, not a curated record. The transcript has 3 exons. NCBI's taxonomy places the organism in Eukaryota, Metazoa, Arthropoda, Insecta, Lepidoptera, Pieridae. Bases 137 to 514 code for a protein of 125 amino acids.